Molecule: messenger RNA, 6230 nt
Organism: Pocillopora meandrina
Lineage: Eukaryota; Metazoa; Cnidaria; Anthozoa; Scleractinia; Pocilloporidae
Source: the annotation of a GenBank genome assembly
AUGGCGGCACCGGUGCUGAGAGUUUCCAGAAGAUGUCUUUGCUCUCAGGCCACUAGAACGCGUGUAACAAGACCAAGAUCGCAUAUUGACAGAAUAAUUCGCGUAGACCAUGCAGGAGAACUGGGAGCUGAUCGAAUAUAUGCUGGGCAGAUGGCAGUUCUCGGAAAAACUAGCGUAGGACCAACCAUCCAGGUAGAUCUCAGACCUCUUGGGCUUAAUUUUUUUGAUUUUCUGUCGAUGUUCUCAAAAGCUUACGGGGCAGGUAUGAUCGGAAACUUUCACACCUUUGUUUACUUAUUUUUAAUACAAAAGUUUUGAAACAGGUUCUUCAAAAUAAGUGUUAUUUCAAAGCCGGGUAAAAUUUCCGCACAGCCCCAUACUACAUUGUGCAUUCAGUUCUUGGAUAGAAAAAACAAUGACAAAAACAACACAUUGCCAUUGGGAAAACAGAUUUGUUUUACAAUAGUAUGGGGCUGUGCGGAAAUUUUACCUUAAGCCGUAUGGGAUUUGUAUGUCUAGACGGCUUUCGAUCAUCUCUCCUACGGAAAAUCCCUCCCCACUUAUCAAAGGGCUACUGUACAGACCAUCCGUCCAACUACCACGUUUUGACAUUUCUGUGUGGUCCUUAUUUAGGCCAGGUUGUCUUUUAAGCCUAUGAUGAUAUUCCAUGAGACAUCCUCGAUACAGAAAUUGAGUUUUUUUGACACAACGUAGGAAAAUUUCCAAAAUUUCCAAAAUCAUAAAUAUCUCAUUGGAAUCUGGUCAGAUGCCUUCGCAACUCAAGGUUGCAAUGUUACGCCCGCUCCUUAAGAAAUCUUCUUUGGAUCAUACUCAAUUCUGCAAUUAUCGUCCGGUAUCGAAUCUUUCAUUUAUUAGCAAAGCAAUUGAAAAAUUGGUAGCUAAUCAACUUAUCUCCUACAUUAACGAUUAUGAGUUAAAUGAGACAUUCCAGUCGGCGUACAAGAAAUAUCACAGUGCUGAAACUGCACUUAUUCGUGUUCACAAUGAUAUUCUUUCUGCCAUUGAUAAUCGUCGAAUCGUAAUUUUGCUGUUGUUAGACCUUUCCGCUGCCUUGAUACAGUCGAUCAUACCAUCCUCCUCUCUCGUUUUACGUAUACGGUUUGGGAUAGCUGGGAAGCCUCUAUUAUGGUUGCAAUCUUAUUUAUCGAAUCGCACGCAAUAUGUCUCUGUUGAUGGUGGUACUUGACGAAACAUGACCUUAAAUGUGGAGUGCCACAAGGAUCGGUUUUGGGACCCAUUUUGUAUUUGCUUUAUACUUCACCGCUUUCAGAUAUCGUAAAGAAAUUUAACCUGAGCUAUCAUUUUUAUGCUGACGACUCACAGCUUUACUUGUCUUUCCAACCAACCGUACUGGGUGAUAGGGAUCUAGCGGUUUCUAGCAUCGAGAGCUGUGUGGAUGAAAUCAGUCAUUGGAUGAUGGUUAAUCGUCUUAAAUUAAAUAAAGACAAAACUGAAUUAUUGGUAAUUUCCGCUAAACAUCUUCCAAGACCACUCCUUCACGAAAUUUCAGUUGCUGGUGAGACUAUUCCUUCCGUGCAAAAGGCGAGGAAUAUCGGCACUAUGUUCGACAGCCAUUUUUGCUUUAAGGAUCAUAUUACUGACAUUUGUAAAUCUUCAUUUUAUCAUUUGCGAAAUAUUAGCUAUAUCAGGAAAUAUCUUUCAGCGACCACUACUGAAUUGCUGGUUCAUAUGUUUGUAUCUUGAAGCUGGAUUACUGUAAUUCCCUUUUGUAUGGCCUACCAGCCUACGCUAUAAAAAGGCUACAACACGUUCAAAAUGCCGCUGGCGCGCUUCGUCACACUUACAAAAAAACAUGAUCACAUCACGCCUGUUCUUUUCAAUCUUCAUUGGCUUCCCGUUAACCAACGUAUUAUUUUUAAGAUUUUACUUAUAACCUACAAGGCACUUAACAACCUGGCACCGUCAUUACAUUUGUGAUCUGCUUACAUCUUACACCCCAUCGCGUCAACUACGCUCAUCAUUCAAGCACCUUCUGGUUUCUCCAUCCUAUAACUUGAAAACAUAUGGCGCAAGAUCCUUUUCUGUAGCAGCACCAUCAUUAUGGAAUGCUUUGCCAAGUGAAAUUAGAAAUGCUCAGUCUGUGUCUGUUUUUAAACGUAGAUUAAAAACUUUACUCUUUAGAAAAGCCUUUUAUAAUUAAUAUUAGCUGUCUUAAGUGUUAAUGUUUAAGUUUUUUUUCUUGUAGGCGCCUUUGAACAGUAGGAUACUGGCGCGGUAUAAAUCUUUUAUUAUUAUUAUUAUUAAAAUAUUGGCCUAUCUAUAGAGUGGAAUGUACAUGCCAACGAGGGCAUGGAUUCCUCUGUUAAUGGAUCAUACUGGGUAAAAUCCCCUUCAAAAUAUAUAGAAUGCAGUAGAUUAUUUAAUUAUAAUACAAUCGUUUUGUGUGCAUAAACAAGUGGCAGCAUUUGUUUUUAUCUAAUGUUAUUUUGUUUGUAGUAAGGUAAUAAUAGUUGCUGAUUGCAUCAUAUUGACUGAUACACAAUUAGUCUUAGUGCACAUACUGACCAGCAUUUUAGCAGUAAAAGGGUUGCAAUUAACAAUGGUAGUACUACUAUCUUCCAAAACAAAUGUUUACUUUAUGAAUUUAUACUUAGCCACAAAAUCAUGUUGAAAAAUAAUUACUUUAAUUACUCUUUUAAAAAUUGGUAGCAUAUGUGGGAUCAGGAAAAGGAACACCUUAAAAAGUUUGAGCAGAUUGUGGCUGAGAGAAGAGUCAGGCCCACAGCUCUGAUACCUCUGUGGAAUAUAGCAGGAUAUGUUUUAGGUAUAGUUGAUGUAAGUGUUAGAAAUAUUUAAAUGUCCAGAAACCUACAAAUUAGUCACAAACCUUUCAUGAUUAUUUAAAUAUAUAAAGAGUAAUAAUAUCAAGUAUGCGUUUUCUCUCUUUUUAAGUACAAUUAUCAGCUUCAUUCUCUUUGUUCUCUUAAUUUGAGCCCUGUUUCUCUCCAAAAGGAAGGAACUAUUUAUAUGCGAAAGUUGGGUUUAUUUUUUUGCCAAAAUGUAAGUGGUUAUUCAGGCUGAAUAUUCAGGCCUAAUGUUAAACUAAAUCUGUGUGUUUCAUGCUGGCUCAGAUAAUUUUCCUACAAAGGGAAAAAGAAGUGGUCUCUUCUAACUAAUAUUGGCAGGGAGGUGGAGAGGUUUUCAAAACAAAUUGCUGCUCAAGGCAGAAAAAAUCGUGCUUCAUUUGAACCAGACUCAAUUGCCUGUGAGACUUGUACCUUAACUGUUUUGUGAGGUGCAAAACUGAUUUGUAAACUUAAGUAUGGGUAGCUAGCACCUUCAGAUUCUUAUUUUCGUUGGCUCAUCCUUGGUUAAUUUUAUACUUUGUAUGUAGGAGCAGGAACUGCUCUACUUGGGAAGGAAGCUGCCAUGGCUUGUACUGUAGCUGUGGAAGAAGUGAUCAGUGAACAUUACGACAAGUGAGCUGCAUUAUGUUCUGUCAGUAAUGGCAGCUAAUUACUCUUUUCUUAAAAUAUUUUGGGUUUUAGUUUUGGUUGCUAGAUCUGUUUAACUCCCAAUAUUUAGUCAUAGAUAGUUAUUUCUUGUAGCUGCCACAGAUUUUGUUUUUGGCUGAGUUGUUUAUGGGUGCAUAGAGAAUUUGGUGUCGUAAACCAAAAUUCAUUCUUGUGUAGUUUGCGCACUCUAGGGACUCUUAUGUGGAUGGGAUGUAAUUACUGUCCUGAAAUGUGUUUUUGUUGGAGUGGAAUUCAACCUUAAAAAAAGCUUUGUAUUUCAAUAUCUUGAAGAAAUACACUGAAUUUCAUUUAAGAAAAAUUUAAUGGCUGACCUCUAAAGUUUUAUUUAAUUAGUGCCUUGAAAUUCACAACACAUACUCUAAUGUGCAUAUUACAGAAUUCAACAAUAAAAUAACUAUAACUUGAUAAAAUGAAAAGUUGAAUAGGCACAUGUAAUUUUAUCUCUGAAAAAUAGUUUGCUUCAAUUUCAGUCAACUGAGAGAGCUGCUAGUAGAAGGGGUGACAGAUGAAAAUAAAGAUUUAUUAGAUGUAAGUUGUAAUUCCUUCUUUUCUGAGCUUCUAUCUAUUACCAAGUAGCAAUUUUUUUCCCCCACUUAAAAAAGCAUAAUUUUUUAGUUCAAUUCUUUUGAGUUAAAUAAUUUUCUGAACAGUAGUGAGAUGUUAAGAAAGCAGUGCCACAAAACAAUUUUUCGCAAUAUCAUUGACACUAAUGAUCUAGAAAAAGAAAGUGGUUGCUGCCAAAAUAAACAUGGUAUAUAUUACUGGUUUGUUUCUAACCUGGAGAAUCUCAUUAAUUUAUUUUGAAAACUAAAUUGAAUUAAGUUAUUUCAUGACAUAAACCUUUGUGAAUUUUAGACAAUACAAAAGUUUCGUGAUGAAGAGUUAGAACAUCUCCACAUCGGGGAGGAACAUGAUGCUGAAAAGGUAAGCUGCUGAUAUAUGGUGUACCAGAGUUUGCAGGAUUUAUUUGUUUGUUUCUUUGUUGGUAUCCAUAUUGUUUUAAAAAUCAAUGUGGGAAAUUAGUGUCAAAGCCACAGUACUGUGAUAAAAAAGGCAGCAGGAUUUGGUGUUACUUGGCCUUACUUAGAAUUUUAAAAUUGUUACCAUACGUAGAGUUAAGGAGAGUAAAACUUAAGGUAGUGAUUGAAAACCAAUCUUUUAUGUCAUAGGUUAAUUAUGCUUUUCUGUUUUAUGCUUGUUAAAUUUUCUUCAGGCACCAAUGUACCAAGCAUUAUCCACAGCCAUACAGACAGGUUGUAAAGCAGCUAUAUGGUUAUCAGAGAGGAUAUAACAUCACAAAGAACUACUUAUCACAGUUCAUACUUCUCUUCAGUUUUUUUAUCUCUGAGAAAUGGUUAAGCUUCUCUCUUUGUAAGUUAUUCACUUGGAUGCUGGCCAUCAUGCUUUCCUUAUAGACACCUCUUCUUUGAAAAGACGAGUGACCAUGAAGGCUGGUAUCAAGGGAUGUGAAAUUUUCUACAGAAGCUCUCACUAGCAUGCAGCUUCAAGUAAAUUGAAAGUGAUGUGUACAUAAGUCCAAGAGAAUUGCAUUCAAAGGAAAUACUAGGAAAAGUCAAGAUUUGCUUUAAAUAUAGUAUGCAGGUUGCUAAAUGGAAAUGUGUGUAAAGAAAAAAAACACUAUAAGGUUAAGCAUCAUAUUUGAUCAUACUUGUAAUCCAGUAGUCAUUUUCCAUCUGUGCUGACAUUCUUCUGAGGGUUUCCAGACUGAGUUAUUUAACCCUUUUACUCCCAGAUCCAAUUUGUUAUUUUCCUUACUGUCAACCAUACAAUUCUUAUAAUGUUAGUUCAAAGAAUUUAGUAUUAGAUCAACUAAUUAUCCCCAAAUUGAUAUUUUUCUUUAUUCUCAUCACUUAUCUGGUUGAUAUUGUAUUGAUAUUAUAGGGAGAAAUUCUGUCUUGGUCACUCAUGGGAGUUAAAUGGUUAAUGUUUGUUGACUGGUGACUUCACUGUUGUACUUGUUGUACUUGUCCCUUACAAGACUGAUGAUGUUGUCAAUAAAGAAAAUUAGCAAGACUGAGAGUCAAUUUAAUCUUUCACUCUUCUUUGUUAUUUGUGCAAAGAAAGAUAAUUUAGCAAAGAAUAUUUUUUUGGGGGUUGAAAAUGAACAUCUAAGUAUUCUCUGUGUCUUGCUGAGUCACAGUGUGUUUAAUCACAUGCUAGUCAGAGUUGAAGCCUUGAAGUAGUUACACUAUGCUAAGAUGUAAAGAAUCUUUAUUUAAUAGUUAAUAAAAUUUCUCCUGAUUGUGGAAAAAUGUUCAAAAAUGGGUUUUUCUCAUUCCAGAAGGAAAUAGUCACAAUUCCUUUCUGAAAUAAUUGCUUCACCUCUCUUACCCUAUGAUCUGUAUAUAUGUUCUCCUAACUGUUCUCUAGGACUAUACACUUCCUAUGGUACUGACAAGGACAAUUUGUUUAAAAAUCAUGAGCAUCUUACUUAAGCUGAUGAUCAUUUCCUUUAUUCUCAUGACCUCAAGGUGUGAUUCAGCAGUAGCAGUGAAAGGAGAAGUUAGAUCUUAGUCAAUAUUACAUGUAAAAGGGUUUAAAGGUAAAAGGUUGUUUCAGUGUAACUGUUCCUGCUAGAAAUUUAUUACUGCAGUGGAUAGAGAAAGUCAUAAAUUCAAAACCCAUGCAAAAUCUUUCCCUAAACUUGAGCACUUAAAGCUUCAGUGUUGAUAUCACUUAUAACCAUCAGAC